UCCUCGUGCAAUACACACACUACAACAUGAACUCCUUCGCUGUUCUGCUGCUCUGCGUCCAGGCUUGCUUGGUGCAGAAUGUGUUUAGCCAGUGUUGUGGCGGAGCUUACGGACCCGGUCUGGCCGGUGCUUACGGCGGCUACGGUGCGUACGGUGUGUACGGCGCUAAUGGCGCUUACGGUCUCGCUGGGCCAGCUCUCGCGGCGCCGCUCUCUUACGGCGCAGCUUACGGCGGUGAAGGUGUCGGUGACGUAGCCGUCGCUGGUGAUCUGCCGGUCGCUGGUACCACCCUGGUCGCCGGACAGGUGCCGAUCCUAGGUGCCGUAGAGUUCGGAGGCAUUGUGCCAGCCGGCGGAGAGGUUUCCAUUGCCGGCAGCUGCGGUUGCGGAUGCAGAGGAUCCUACCUCUACUGAGCGAUAGUGCGGAAGUGAAGAGGGAACAAAUAAAAGCAUUUACUGGA
Pararge aegeria (speckled wood butterfly) is the source of this 460-nucleotide messenger RNA. Its product is annotated as chorion class A protein Ld2/Ld41-like. Gene Ontology annotation, biological process: multicellular organism development; chorion-containing eggshell formation. Gene Ontology annotation, cellular component: egg chorion. NCBI's taxonomy places the organism in Eukaryota, Metazoa, Arthropoda, Insecta, Lepidoptera, Nymphalidae. Gene Ontology annotation, molecular function: structural constituent of egg chorion. The record is from RefSeq and is a predicted model, not a curated record. The transcript has 2 exons. Bases 27 to 413 code for a protein of 128 amino acids.